Messenger RNA from Polychytrium aggregatum, 2253 nucleotides. RefSeq lists its product as uncharacterized. The record is from RefSeq and is a predicted model, not a curated record. The transcript has a single exon. NCBI's taxonomy places the organism in Eukaryota, Fungi, Chytridiomycota, Chytridiomycetes, Polychytriales. The coding region runs from base 180 to 2114 and encodes 644 amino acids.
GCUUCUGCCACCGGCCUCCCCCAACGUCUCCACCGCCGCCCUUUUCCCUCCCCGUUCCCCUGCUUGCCCUGCUUGCCCUGCAUCUCGAUCCGUCCCCAUCCAUAUCUCCUGGCCAACACUCCCACUCGCACCCACGCCGUCCCUGCCUCCUUCCAUAGCCUCUCCAUCGGCCUCUCCGCAUGCAGUCCGAUCCUGCUGAUCGCAACACCAAGGGCCUGCUGGUGGUCCCGCCCAUCGGCCACUCCCGCCAGCCCUCCUCCGUCAGCCCCAGCACCUCGGUGACGCUCACUCCCCUCGACGGCUCUGUACACGGCUCCUCGGCCUCGACGGCCCUGCUCAUCAACAACUCGGGCACUCCCGAGCCUUCGGCCUCGCACCGGCGCACUUGCUCGUCAGGGCCCUCUCGGCUAUCGCAGCAACUUGUGUCUGCGACGUCGUCACCGUCGCCGUCACAUCCGCUGCAACACUCGGAAUCGCCACGGCUUCAGUCUGCAUCCGACCCACUCGAUACACCCGCCCAGCAGACCGAGCAUCACCAGCCACAGCCAGCCGAUGUCGCAGCGACAGCAGCUCUCGCAGACGACCCCAAUCCCGAUCCACCCCGUCUGACCACGCUCCGGAGUCGCUGGACCGAGCUGAAGCGCAUCUGGCGGCGCUGCAACCGCAUCCAGCUGUCCAUGUCCUUCGAGCCGGUCGAGUGCGGUCUGCUGCUGCUCUGGUACAUCAUGCAUCUGAUCACCACACCCAUGUUCAUCUUCUGGCUCUUCAACCAAGCCCGCGGCGAUCCCGACCACUCCAUGAUGUUCGGCUUCUCGCAGCACGAUCACAUCUUUGCUCCAGGUCCACCGCCUCCCAGUCCAACCCCGCCUCCGCUCGGCGGCCCUCAGCCCCCAAACAGCCCGAACCCGAUCCAGUCCUCGUGUCUCAGCAACCACAUGAAUCUGCUCCUGAGCCUCACCAUCCUCACAGCCUUGGAUCUUCCUCGCCUGCCACUGUUGGCCUUUGUCUACACCCGGCGGUCCUGGAGACGCUCGACUCCCCUGAAGGUCUUCUGGGUCGUCAACGCCUUGCUGUGGCUUGCGCUCUUUGCAAUCUCUGCGACCUGGUGGCUCUCGGAUCUUGCCUGCCUCAGCACCCCGCUCACUGCCCAGGCAAACACCUCGCUCGUGCUCAUGAUCGUCACCUCCAGCCUCGACAUUGUCUGCUUCAUCGUCUGGCUCCGGAGCUUCUACAAGCAUUACAAGGAGUAUAUGCACCGCCGCCAAGAGCGGGCCCAUGCAGCGCAUGCCCACGGAGCCAUGGGCAUCCGCCUCGUCGAGCGCGGCUUCUCCGAGUACCAGCUCGACACCCUGCCUCAGAUUGUCUUUGACUCGUACCUGAUCAAGCAGCUGACCAUAUCUUCGAUCCGGACAACGCCACGCUCGGCCAUGAUCGAGAGCGAGCUGGAUGCCGAAGUCGACUCGGACCACGAGCACCUUCCCGAGCCGAGCUCUCACCGGCUGUUCCACCGCCGUUCCAACGCAGACAUCGACGACCGGACGCCCUCCAGCGCCGCAACGCUGACGUGCGAUCUCACCUUGUUGGAUUCCGGCACUGGCCCGCGAACAACAUCCUCUGGCCAUCCGCGAACAGGGCUCUUCCAGAACCAACGGCCCGAGGAGAUUCCGAUGAAGCAUACCUCCAGUCAAUCGACCACCGAUAGCAGGUUCCAUUGCGGGACCGAGACGUGCCCAGACCACAUCCCUGCCGAGCGCUCGACCUCGCUUCAGUCGCAAUUCGAUCUGCGCGUACCGCCGCCCGCCGCCCGCCGUGAAUCUCGUCACGAUAUCCUGGGCGAACCUUCGACUCCCUCUGCGGGCGAUCCACGGACGCAGAAAUUGCGACUGGACUCGGCCGGCAUCACAGCGCGUGCCGAGUCGGGCCAUCGCCUCGACCAUCUUGGAUCUGACUUCCACUGCGCCAUUUGUCUGACCGACUACCAGAUCAACGAGAUCCUCCAUGAGCUUCCGUGCUGUCACCGGUUCCAUGCCGAGUGCAUCCGGUACUGGCUCUCUGAGAACGGCGCCCACCACAACACAUGUCCUCUCUGCAAGUGCGUUCUUGUCUGGGGAUGAGGUGCCUUUGCCCCAGGCGUUUUCCCUGGCUGCCCAGGCCAGAGUCUUCUACCUCGACCAACGGCCCCUUCCUUCUUGUAGACUGCUACAAUAGCUCCCCCCCCCCAGCAUCAAUCGACACUGACGACACUUUGCUGGA